Messenger RNA from Amorphotheca resinae ATCC 22711, 1635 nucleotides. RefSeq lists its product as hypothetical. NCBI's taxonomy places the organism in Eukaryota, Fungi, Ascomycota, Leotiomycetes, Helotiales, Amorphothecaceae. The coding region runs from base 229 to 1356 and encodes 375 amino acids. The transcript has 8 exons. The record is from RefSeq and is a predicted model, not a curated record.
UCGUGACAUCGUCCUCUCUCAACUUCCUUCCCCCUUGAAAUCCUCCCACCCUCACCCUCCUCCAACGAGUCUAUCUCGACCACGAAUCUCCUUUCUCCUCGUGAUCUUUUGUAUUCUCGUCUCUGUUCUCUCUGUCGCCCCGUCGUCGCGAGAACCUCUUCCCGCCAUCUUCCACAUCCCCCCAUCCCUCAUCCCUUUUAUUUGACACCUCAGUCGUAAGCAGCAGCCAUGGAAGAAGAAGUCGCCGCCCUCGUCAUUGACAAUGGUUCUGGAAUGUGUAAGGCCGGUUUCGCCGGUGACGAUGCUCCCAGAGCUGUCUUCCCUUCCAUCGUUGGUCGUCCUCGUCACCAUGGUAUUAUGAUCGGUAUGGGUCAGAAGGACUCCUAUGUUGGUGAUGAGGCACAGUCCAAGCGUGGUAUCCUCACCCUGAGAUACCCAAUUGAGCACGGUGUUGUCACCAACUGGGAUGACAUGGAGAAGAUCUGGCACCACACUUUCUACAACGAGCUUCGUGUGGCCCCCGAGGAGCACCCAGUCCUUUUGACUGAGGCCCCCAUCAACCCCAAGUCCAACAGAGAGAAGAUGACCCAGAUCGUUUUCGAGACCUUCAACGCCCCCGCCUUCUACGUUUCCAUCCAAGCCGUCCUCUCCCUGUAUGCCUCUGGUCGUACCACUGGUAUCGUUCUCGACUCUGGUGACGGAGUUACCCACGUUGUCCCCAUCUACGAGGGUUUCUCUCUUCCUCACGCCAUUGCUCGUGUUGACAUGGCUGGUCGCGAUUUGACCGACUACCUCAUGAAGAUCUUGGCUGAGCGAGGUUACUCUUUCUCCACCACUGCCGAGCGUGAAAUCGUUCGUGACAUCAAGGAGAAGCUCUGCUACGUUGCCCUUGACUUCGAGCAAGAGAUCCAAACCGCCAGCCAGUCCUCCAGCUUGGAGAAGUCGUACGAACUUCCUGAUGGACAGGUCAUCACCAUUGGUAACGAGCGUUUCCGUGCUCCUGAGGCUCUGUUCCAGCCAUCUGUCUUGGGUCUUGAGAGCGGUGGUAUCCACGUUACUACCUUCAACUCCAUCAUGAAGUGCGAUGUCGAUGUCCGUAAGGAUCUGUACGGUAACAUUGUCAUGUCUGGUGGAACCACCAUGUACCCUGGUAUCUCCGACCGUAUGCAAAAGGAAAUCACUGCUCUUGCACCAUCAUCCAUGAAGGUCAAGAUCAUUGCACCACCCGAGCGAAAGUACUCCGUCUGGAUCGGUGGUUCCAUUUUGGCCUCCCUUUCAACCUUCCAGCAGAUGUGGAUCUCAAAGCAGGAGUACGACGAAGCCGGCCCAAGCAUAGUUCACCGCAAGUGCUUCUAAGUGUCUUCCAGACAAUUUGUGCUUACAUCACGAACUUCACGAAUAUGAUCAAUACGGAGAUUCGAGCAAAAUAUCUGAUCCCGAUAUUUUGUUGUCCCGCGACAUGUUUGCAUUCCAAAAAGUUCUGGUAGCGAUCGAGCGAUUUGGUAGUCUCUUUAAGAGAACGGGUAACUGGCUGUUCUUAGCUGGCGGUGUUGCUUGGAGGAGUGGUUAAACGCUGUCGUCUAUCAAUCGGUCAAUCAUACAAAGUUUUUUUUUUUCCUGAUUAGGGUCCCAUUC